AUCAGCGUCAGCGACAUGCUGGUGCGCGCGUGCGGGACCACGCUGAGCUUCGCGUCCAGUCUGCGGAACCGAUGGUUGUUCGGCCGCCUCGGGUGCUCGUGGUACGGCUUCAUCAACUCCUGCUUCGGUAUUGUGUCUCUGGUGUCUCUCGCCCUGCUGUCCUACGAGCGAUACAACACCCUAAUGGUUUACAACAAGCGGGCCCUGGACUAUAGGAAGCCUCUGUUAGCAGUGUGCGGGGCUUGGCUCUACUCGCUGGCGUGGACGUUACCCCCCUUGCUGGGAUGGAGCAGCUACGGGCUGGAGGGAGGGGGAACCAGCUGCUCGGGGACGUGGACCGAGCGAACGGCUCGCUCUCACUCCUACAUCAUCUGUCUGUUUGUCUUCAGCCUCGGUCUCCCCGUCUUCAUCAUGGCGUACUGCUACGGCCGCCUGCUGCGUGCCGUCAAACAGGUGGGUCGAAUUCGACAGACGAGGCGGCGUGAGUUCCACAUCCUGUUCAUGGUUGUCAUCACGAUGGCUUGCCACCUCCUCUGCUGGAUGGCGUACGGCAUCGUCGCCGUUAUGGCCACGUUCGGUCGGCCGGGCCUCAUCAGCCCCGUGGCCAGCGUGGUGCCGUCCAUCUUCGCCAAGAGCGAAGUGACCGUGUUCAACCCCGUCAUCUACAUCCUGAUGAACAAGCAGUUCCACCGCUGCUUCCUGAUCCUGUUCCACUGUCGGCACCAGCUGAUGGAGAACAGUCACGCCAUUCCAUCCAGAACGACCACGGUCCAUCUCACCCGUCUGGCGGUGGACAGUGGCGCUGAUGCCCCUGGCAAUUCCGUGGAAGCACCCGCUAAGGACUGUGACACAGAGGACACCAGCGCCACCUUGUCGGGAAAAAAACGGAAGCGCCUAAGUCUUGUGGGACUCAAGACUGACAUUUAA
Molecule: messenger RNA, 927 nt
Organism: Phycodurus eques (leafy seadragon)
Lineage: Eukaryota; Metazoa; Chordata; Actinopteri; Syngnathiformes; Syngnathidae
Product: opsin-3-like
Biological process (GO): G protein-coupled receptor signaling pathway
Cellular component (GO): photoreceptor outer segment; membrane
Molecular function (GO): G protein-coupled receptor activity
Source: RefSeq, a predicted model, not a curated record